GCCCUUGGGCAUCAAUUGAAAUUUAUAAGGUUCACUCUUCUCUUCUCCUUGACAAAGAGAGCAUCUGUUACAGGAAGCAUUGUUAGAGAAAAAGGAAGAUUUCUUCCAAGUUUUUAGCAUGGCUAGUGGUGAUGCUUUUGCCAAGUGUCUCCUUCAAAGUGAAUCCCUUGUAGAGUACAUCUUGGAAACAAGUGUUUAUCCAAGAGAGCAUGAGCAGCUCAAGGAGAUAAGGCAAGCCACUAUUGACAAAUUUGGCUACAAGAGCGAGAUGUUGGUCCCAGCUGAUGAAGGGCAGUUCUUGUCAAUGCUUUUGAAGAUUAUGAACCCUAAGAAGACGAUCGAGAUCGGAGUUUUCACUGGUUAUUCUCUUCUAACUACUGCCCUUGCAUUGGGAGAUGAUGUCAAGAUAACAGCAAUUGACCCAAGUAGAGAAGCCUAUGAGACUGGAUUGCCAUUCAUUAAAAAGGCUGGUGUGGAACACAAGAUCAACUUUAUGGAAUCAUUGGCAAUGCCAGUUUUAGAUGAGAUGUUGGCUAGUGGUGAAGAAAUGGAGUUCGAGUUUGCAUUUGUUGAUGCAGACAAAUACAAUUACAUCAAAUACCAUGAGAGAUUGAUUAAGCUGGUGAAGAUUGGUGGGGUUAUUGCUUAUGAUAAUACUCUAUGGUUUGGCUCAGUUGCUUAUGAAGAAAAUAAGGGAAUGCCUGAGCGUUUGCUGAUUCAAAGAUCAUCCAUAGUGGAGCUAAACAGUUACUUAGCCUCUGAUUCACGUAUAGAACUUUCACAAAUUUCUAUUGGUGAUGGUGUUACCUUGUGCCGACGCAUUCGUUGAAAAGCUUUAAUGGGGGAGGAGAAGAAGAAGAAGAAAGAGGAACUAAAUAAAUUUAUAAUAAAUAAUGAAAAAUAAAAUAAAUAUGUUUGUGAACCUAUAGAUUGGGAUCUUUUCUUUAGGGUUUUAUCAAGGUCAAGUUGUCUUGUGUUUAAAGACUUUUUUUGUCUCAAUAAGUAAUAAAGUAAGAUUUUCCUGA
Molecule: messenger RNA, 1025 nt
Organism: Macadamia integrifolia
Lineage: Eukaryota; Viridiplantae; Streptophyta; Magnoliopsida; Proteales; Proteaceae
Product: caffeoyl-CoA O-methyltransferase-like
Exons: 5
Coding region: 119-829 (236 amino acids)
Molecular function (GO): S-adenosylmethionine-dependent methyltransferase activity; O-methyltransferase activity
Source: RefSeq, a predicted model, not a curated record